CGAGCUGCAUAAUUUCGAAAAAUUCGAGCUGAGCGCAAUAACUCAACGCAAAAACAACGGUAUCGUUUAACAUUUAGCGUUAGUUACCAACCGCAGACUUGGAGUACUACGCGCCCACUUUUAAGGCUACCAGCGCCGAUCAAAUCGUGAAAUUACGUAAGAGUCAUCGAAAAAAUGGCGAGAAGAUAUCAAGUAGUACAGUUGGUAAUUGCGCUGCUGCUAGCCGUCGGCCUGCAAACGACCAUGGCGCAAGUACCACAGCACAACCCAGCAAUGCUACCGUCCCAACGGGGCUUGGCACAUUUGCUAUUCACCUCGCGAAUUUCGGCGCUGAAUCCGCAAGUGUCGGUGGCGUGUUUCACCGAUUACAUAGCUCAUUCAAAUGCCAUCAGCGAAGCAUACGGCCAGGACUACAAAGGCUGCCUUCUCGAAGCGAGCGAGGAACGCAAACACAUUGAUGAGAGCUCGGCGGUGGAAAGACGCGAAAUAGUAGAUGCUUCCGAGGCGGUUUGCGCUAGUUUACGUGCCUGUAAUAAGCUCAACACCACAUUGGAGCUGUUCAACUGUCACACGAAAAUUGGCACCGAAAACACCAAGUCUUCCUACAGCCUCUCGGGCAAUGCCUCUGAAUUCGCGACCAUCUUGCAGGAACGUUAUCGCCUCGUCGACUUACAUCACCAGCAGUGCGGUCAACGUGCAGAACGCAGAUAUGUAACGGAUACAGCCGGGAACUAUAACUACCUGCAAGGUUGUCUGGAUGGUCGUCUACAACCACGUCUGCAUUUGACGACCCCGUCCACGGUGGCUGCAACAAGUUCUACCACCACAACAACAACCGAAGCGCCACCACCGCCAUCGUCCACAACAACCACGACACCACCACCAACGGUUGUUUACGAUGAACUGACCACCACGCAACAAACACAAAAUAUACAAGACCAAGUUGCGCAGAUUUUAAACUUGUUAAACUGACCGCCGGCAGGAUCAAACGGUUCUUCGGGGGUUAAGCACUAAGUAGUCGUGCAAUACGACAGAGAAGCCGUUUGGGGGCAGGGAGGCGAGCGAAUGUGCGUAAAUUAUUGUCAAUAAAGGGUGUAAAUGUUAGGUAUAAAAAAUAUAAAAGUAAAUAAACUCUUUACAAGCGAAAUGGAAAUUUGGUGUAUUUUUUC
Ceratitis capitata (Mediterranean fruit fly) is the source of this 1169-nucleotide messenger RNA. RefSeq lists its product as uncharacterized. NCBI's taxonomy places the organism in Eukaryota, Metazoa, Arthropoda, Insecta, Diptera, Tephritidae. The transcript is spliced from 2 exons. The coding region runs from base 175 to 972 and encodes 265 amino acids. The record is from RefSeq and is a predicted model, not a curated record.